Molecule: messenger RNA, 885 nt
Organism: Desarmillaria tabescens
Lineage: Eukaryota; Fungi; Basidiomycota; Agaricomycetes; Agaricales; Physalacriaceae
Exons: 4
Coding region: 23-724 (233 amino acids)
Source: RefSeq, a predicted model, not a curated record
GCGCUCCCGAAGACUUUCGACCAUGUUCCUAAUGUCUCUACUCUCGUUCAGCGUCCUGCGGUCUUUGUUUAUCUCUGCGCUAUGUCUCUCCUUUUCUGCCUAUCUCUACACGUUCAUCUCCUAUUGCCGUUCCAUGGGCACCAAAACCGUCUUGACCGUCAUGAAAGAAGAAUGUUGGCUUUUCGUGCGCUGUCCACAAGAGCUCGCCGAAGAGACGGCGAAAACUCGCCCGCCUAUUCCCCGGCGUAAAGUUUUCAUCCCUCCACCUCCCGGGUAUAUGCGCGUAUUGUUUUAUACCCACCCGCGGUACGCCACAAGCAAUCGGGAUCCAUGCUUCGAACAUGACUUCCAGCUGACUGGUUCCGGAGAUCUCAAUAUGAUCCAAGUUCAAGAGACCUUCGGUCUAGAGACCUGUUCGAUCAUUAGCCCUUCCGGAAAGAUCGUCUGCAAAGACGUCAACUUUCAACUUAUUUUUUACCAUGCUAUGUUAAACCUAUGUGAUUCGAAUGGGUGUUUGAGAGUCACUGAGCCGUAUGUCUCCGACUCUGUGCGGAUGCAACGCAACGUUCGUUGGGCUAUGCUUUCCUUGCCUCGGUCCAUUAUCCUUCUCGUGUGUGCCGUGUGUGGCAUCUUAUACGAUCUGACACUACCUAUCAUCGUCAUGAGCGACAACAUUCUGAAGGAGAUAGGCCCAUUGGACGAGAUGCCGAAGAGUAUUGUCUAGAGGUGCGAGGCGAUGUUUUCCCGACAGAUCUAAACCGACCACUGAACAGAACGCCGUUUAUGUUUAUCGUUCUGUUCCUAUCCUGUAUGCCAAAAUCGUCGUUAUUGUAUUUGUAUUACAGUAUGCGCCCUCUGGGUAAUAUAUGUUUCGUCAACCAACAC